AUGGAGUCUGUCCCAUAUGCUAAUGUUGUGGGGUACCUGAUGUAUGCCAUGAUAAGUACUAGGCCGGAUUUAGCAUUUGCCAUUUCUAUGUUGAGCAGGUAUAUGUCUAACCCAGGUAUGAAGCAUUGGACAGCCUUGAAAUGGAUGUUAACAUACAUAAACAGUUCUGUAUGUGUUGGUCUUGAAUAUUGUAAAAGGAAUGCUGCAUUUGAUCUGGUUGGGUUUGUAGAUGCUAAUUUUGCAAGGGACAAAGAUACCAGAAAAUCAACUACAGCUUACUUCUUCACAUUGGGUGGAAACUGUAUAAGUUGGAAGUCUCAACUGCAGCCUAUAGUAGCCCUUUCCUCAAUUGAAUCCGAGUAUAUUGCAGUGACCGAUGCAUUUAAGGAAGCACUAUGGCUAAAGGGAAUUCCGACAGAAGCAAAUUUAAUUAGUGGGAAGGUGACAGUGUACUUCGACAGUCAGAGUGCAAUACAUCUGAGCAAGAAUCCAGUGUAUCAUGAAAAAACUAAACAUGUGGAUGUCCGUUAUCAUUUUGUGAGAGAUCAAAUUACUAAUAGGAUUAUUGAGCUUAAGAAGGUUACUACAGAGGAGAAUCCAGCAGAUAUGGGCACCAAGAUAGUCACUACAGCAAAGUUCAAGCAUUGCUUGAACUUGCUAUUUGUAAAGUAG
This is a messenger RNA of Pistacia vera, 672 nucleotides long. Its product is annotated as secreted RxLR effector protein 161-like. NCBI's taxonomy places the organism in Eukaryota, Viridiplantae, Streptophyta, Magnoliopsida, Sapindales, Anacardiaceae. The transcript has a single exon. The coding region runs from base 1 to 672 and encodes 223 amino acids. The record is from RefSeq and is a predicted model, not a curated record.